AUGGCACACUUGAACACAAUAUCGACAAGCAACGUUUCACAAGGAACGUGGCAAUGCCGAAAUGGCAAAACCGUUGACACAUCCAGGAAAGGAAAUGAAACACAUGGCACAAGGGCGCAUGUAUCCCUCUUCUUCAAAAAAUGUGCUAUCCUUUUUGCUGUUGCUUGCAUCUUCUUAAGGCAUACGGAUGACGUCGAAACACAAGAAGAACAUGUCGCCAAAGUACAGGUAUAUAACAGAGGUGCUCGCAGGUUAGCAAAAGGAAGCGCAGCUCCAUCAGAAGAUGAGCUUGAAUUAGAUCCGAUGGUAUUCGAACACUAUGACGGUGCCUACGACGAUGUGGAACAACCUUAUGAAGAAGACUAUGCAUGUUCCCCGAAACGAAUAUAUUCGGACGGACAAUGGGAGGAUGAGGAAGAUGGAACUAUUCUAAAAGAACGGAAAGUGGUGGAGUACGAGAUACCACAACAAGUGCAUUAUUAUGGAAAGUGGAAAAUAGAACAUGAUGCAAGGGAAGAAGAAGUCGAUAACGGCGACACAUUAUCUGCCGAUGUAGCAGUCGCUGCAUCAGUUAACAAGUCCCGAACAUCCGUUUCGAAGGUUGGUGAAGACGGCUCGUUGCCACCAUCCAAACAAAAUGACAAAAACAGUGGAAAAACGAAACAGGAGCCGAAAGGAUCGUCGGAUACAGGAACGAGCGCAAGCACCGGAAGCAUCGGAAGCACAAAGAAUGGGAAGCAGAACGAUGCCGUUAAAAUGAAACCCGGAAGAGACUUUAGUAGACGCAAAUUGGCUACAUAUAUUAUAUAUAGGUACAGCAAGUUCUUCGUUGCGGCUAUUGUCAUUUAUUCUAUAAUAAUGCUUGCUAUUGGCUGUAUGCUGGCGCUUGCAUCUGCGGGUAUAAUUCAGAUUGUCUCUGCUGCUACAUUUAAUACUCUAGCUACUAGCUGUGGACUUAGUGCUAGCAUUUGGUGUGCAGCUGGGAUUGCCUUGGCCGCCGCUGCAGGUGGAAUGGGUAUAGGUACAAAGGAAAAAGUGCCGAAGAAAGUUUUGAAGCACAAAAUAUCAUCAGAAGUACCCCAGAACCCAGAGGUACUCCACAAAAAUCAGAGGUACCGAAGCAACCGGAGGCACCUAACAAACCAUAAGUAA
Plasmodium fragile is the source of this 1152-nucleotide messenger RNA. RefSeq lists its product as uncharacterized. The coding region runs from base 1 to 1152 and encodes 383 amino acids. The transcript is spliced from 4 exons. Lineage: Eukaryota; Apicomplexa; Aconoidasida; Haemosporida; Plasmodiidae. The record is from RefSeq and is a predicted model, not a curated record.